Molecule: messenger RNA, 2307 nt
Organism: Cornus florida
Lineage: Eukaryota; Viridiplantae; Streptophyta; Magnoliopsida; Cornales; Cornaceae
Exons: 3
Coding region: 346-2148 (600 amino acids)
Biological process (GO): regulation of defense response to fungus
Source: RefSeq, a predicted model, not a curated record
UUGUCCGGUAAGUGUUUCGCACAAAUUUCUCUAUUUCUUAGCUGCAACGCGUUCAGAAACUCCAUUUUCUCUCUCUAUAGUCUAUCCACAAUAAGAGGGUAUCUUUUGUUAUCUUCCUUCUUUUUCUUUUUCUUUGUUUUUUUAUUCCAUUUUUUUCUUGUUUUUUUGGGAAGGUUUCUGGAAAAUCUCAGCUCCUCCCCGUAGAAGUACAGAUUUACAUUUAAAUUCAUCACUCAUCAAAUUUCCCGGCCAAAAUCAGCUACCUUUUAUACAGAAACAUAAUACACACACAUAUAUAAACUGUUAAAUCAUAUAAUAUUUGGGCUUCCUGCUUAAUACUCCACAAUGUCUCAACUUGCAAAAGUUCGUUUCGUUCUUUGCCCAAAUUGCAAAAAAGUUCUACCAGAGCAUACCAAUCACUCGGUUUAUAAGUGUGGUGGAUGUGAUACUCUUCUUCAAUCAAAGAAAGGAGUUGCUGAGGCAGAAACAUCACCAGACAAGUCUGAUGAAGGAAAGAUUGGAGGGGUUACAGCAAGUAAAAGAGUUACUGAUUUAUUUUUAUUUUUCAUUAGCUACAAAAUUCGUUUGGUUGGUUGCCCAAAAUGCCGAAACCUUCUACCAGAGCCUACCAACUACUCUGUUUUUAAGUGUGGUGGAUGUGGUGCUGUUCUUCGAGCAAAGAAAAGAGUUGCCGGGGCAGAAACAUCCUCACACAAGUUUGAUGAGGGAAAGAUUGGAGGGAUUUCAGAGAAAUUUCUCAAAAAAUCAGGAAAAAUUAAAUUUUCAGAGAAAGGAAUGGUGAAUUCGAGUGAUGGGUCUGAACAUGAUGUCAAGUCAAAUGGUAGUUGUUCAAGUAGAGCCGAAAAUGGGGAGGUGGUUUUGAGUGAUAGAGUUGAGGAAUAUAAAAAUGGUUUGAAUUUAGGGGAAUUCACCAAAAUGGGAAAAGAAGUAGACGAAUUAAAACCCCCAAAUUGGAAUGUAAAUGGGUUUCAAAGAUUAGUUGGAACUUCUGAUCCGAGGAUUAGGGUGAGAGAUGAGAUGGAGGGGUUGUGGAGGAACCCAAGAAUGGUGUUGGAUUUUGAUGGGGUGAGAUAUUCAACUUCAAAGUAUACACAAGAGGGAGAGGGUCCAUCUAGUUACCAAUUUGGGGGCUCCAGCUCCAGUUCUGCUUAUGGAGGAGAGCCAGUGAAUGAAACGGAUGGGAUUCAAAAGGUCGUACAAGAUCGAGCCGAGCUUCUUCUAAGGAAGUUGGAUGAGCUUAAGGAUCAAUUCAGUGGAUGUUGUGAUGUGAAUGACAAGCGUAAAGGAAAGCUUCCAUUUGAACAUUAUAUAGAUGAUGAUAUGGAUCCAUUUGAAUCGUACUCACAUAAUAUAAACCUUCACUUGCCUUCUUCUUCUUGUUUCCAUUGCUACACCAAACGUCCACCCCCUGCUUUCUACAAUAAGAUGUACCCUGGCAUUCCAAACAAUCCAAUGUUGUACCAUCACGAAAAUUCUAGACUCACCAAUCCUCAUAAUCCACAAUCCUCCUACACAAGAUGGCCCAGAGAGCUUAACUCUGAAGUGAGUGGCUUUGUUCCAAGGGUGGUGCUGGCUACUGGUGCUCGCCAUUGCCGCCCUAUAGCUGCUGGUGCUCCUUUUAUCACAUGUUACAAUUGUCUUGGAUUGCUGCAACUGCCUGAUCAAGUUUUGUUUGUGGAGAAGAAUAAAAUGAAAAUACGAUGUGGAGAAUGCUCUACAGUCAUCCUUUUUGCUCUAGUCAACAAGAAAGCUGAAGUCAACAAGAAACUACUUGUUUCUUUGAAUGCAGAAACAAAGAGAAGUCCCACAACAAAAGUUGAUGGUAGCACUGAUGUGGCUGUGAAUGAAGGUACUUCAAAUUACCAUGGCCAUCUGAACCGUGCUACAAUGAAUUUUCUCUCUAAUUCUCGGCAUGGUUUUCAGUCGGGAAUGGAUAAAGAAUCAACUUCUUCACCGUCAACAGAUCAUUGUUCGAGCUCAAACAAGACUGCGGACAUGAGGAGCCUUCACUCUACAUCUCCCUGUACUUUUGAGGAUGAAGCUAGCACUGACAGCCCCAUUGCUACAAUAGACGGGAGCACUUCCUCGGAGCAUGGACUGACUUUGACGUCUGCGUUUUGUUUAUGAACAUGACAAGCUUAUUUCUAUAUUAAAAAUGAUACAUAUUCUGAUUCUCUCUGAGUAUCACUAACUACUCUGUUUUAUAUUGUCGAAGCUUAGUUGGAGAGUCUUUCACUCAGCUUUGUGCUCUCAUAUAUAACAUAUUCUACUCUCUUAUUUUAUUUA